Molecule: messenger RNA, 1245 nt
Organism: Stylophora pistillata
Lineage: Eukaryota; Metazoa; Cnidaria; Anthozoa; Scleractinia; Pocilloporidae
Source: RefSeq, a predicted model, not a curated record
CACAACAGAAAGAUAUCAACAAGGAAGAAACUCGCUUGGAGUCUAUCAAAAUGAAAACCCCAUUUCUCAUCAUUCUGACCAUCCUCAUUUCCACUGGGUAUGCCCUCCAAUGCCAGUCGUGCUUUUCUUUUAGUAGUUGGCAAGGCUGUGACAAGGUUCAGAAAGCGGUGAGCUGUCCGUCCGGCUACGACCGCUGUGGAAAAGGGAUUGUAGAGAGGAAAGGUACUGGAAUUCAUAUCACAGGCUACAGUAGAGGCUGUAUGAACGCAAACGAGUGCAAUUCUGCCACAAAUAGCGCGUGCAAUCUGGAUGAUGGGUCAACAAAAGUUACCAAAUGUGAUAUCCACUGCUGCCACGGUUCCUUAUGCAAUGGAACCAAGUUACCAAUGGCCAGCACCACACUGUUUUUGGCAUGCGUUUUUGCUGCUUUUUUCUAGUUGAACUCAAGGCGUUGUAACCAUCUGAUGGUUUAAAGAAGAGAUGCGUUCCAUUUAAAAGUUAUUCGUCAUAUUCUGUUUUUCAAGCCAGUUCAUGUGAACUCUAGUAAACUUUUAGGCAAUUUUUUACAAACAGUUUUCUUAACAAAACUGCUUUCAUUGGCGAAAAGUGUCAUUAACAACACUUGCUUUUCCGACUAAGCCUAUUUAAUCAUUUCACUGCCAUGAUCUCAUUAGUGAUUCUCCUUUCUGUCUGCGAUACAAUUCUUAUGUAUUUGGCUUAAAGAAUUUAGUAUGGAUUUACUAAUACUUCCUUCGUUGAUAUUGUUCUUUAUUCUCAUCCCUUGUCUGCUUGAUAUCAUGUUGAUAUUGUAAGGAGAAAUUCUGUCUUCAUCACUCAUGGGAGUUAGUGAGUUGAGGAACUUUUUAAUGGGUAGAUAUUUCAUCCUGAAAUAUCUACCCAUUAAAGUUUUUCAGGAAAAUUUUCCUUUUGGGUCCUCCCUGCCCGAAAACGCAACAAGGUAUUCUCUUCUACUUUUAGUAUUAAAUGAUUGCUGUAAUUUCAAGAAACAAAUCUAUAUCGAGACACCCUUUGGUGAGAGCAACAAAGUGAGUUCAUUAUCUUGUUUCGCCCGUGGACUAACAAUUCAUGCGUUAGGGGUUUUGAAAGUCGUAUCUGCCAAAUAAAAAGACUAGAUAAUUUUUCGAUUAUCAACCCUUUUUCAGGUUUUUUUCGCAAACAGGUAAUUUCAGUAAAGAGAUGAGGCAUCGUGAGGCUUUUAUGGAAAUAAAGAUGCUUUUUAAGCGA